GUGGAAAGCAUGAGAUCCGAGACUUUGGGAAGGGCUUCUUGCAGGAACUGAAUGAGGAGGCCUACCAGCGAUAUCUGAUGCGAGAGAUGGUCUUCUCAGCUUCCAAGACAUGCGCGGAAGAACUCCAGCACGUUCUGGAGCAAGUUGUUGCUGCAGGGCUGGGCAAAAAGUCUUCUGGAAAGACGGGUCAAAGGGAGAAAGAUGCUGCAAAAUGGGAUGCUGCAACCAAUGAGGAGCGACCAGGUGUUCGACGUUUUCUACCAGAUGGUGAUACGGCGCAGGAUGCAAGCCAGGAGCAGCAAGAUCCGGAGUCUGCAGAGACACCGAUGGAAACAACCGGAGAUCAAGAGGACGAAAGACAAAGCGCUGCGAAGCAAUCAGAUCUCAAUGAGGCGACGCUGAAUCAGAAUGACGAUGCAGAUGCAGAAAAGGUUUCAGAGGCCAAGACACGACUGGCAUUCUUAAAGAUGAGGGAUGCAAUGGAGGCUCGUGACCUGGAGUCGCUUCUGAAACUUGUACCUGGGGCAGAAGCAGCAGCUGUUGAGGAGUCAGAGAUCACCUUGGGUUGGCGCUUGGUGCGUGAGUUGGAACUGGCUGUUUCCCUGAAGAAGCCAGACUUGAAGGAGAUUCGGAUGCGUCUCAGAAAGGCAACGGAAGCCAAGGUGGAGGAAGAGACAUUACGGGAAGCAGCAAGGAAGCUAGCAGCAGCAGAGAUCAGGGAAGGUUGCCGGCUGGAGAAUAUAGAGGCAAGGGCAAUGUGA
Molecule: messenger RNA, 761 nt
Organism: Cladocopium goreaui
Lineage: Eukaryota; Dinophyceae; Suessiales; Symbiodiniaceae
Source: the annotation of a GenBank genome assembly